CUUGAAGAUAACAGUGGAAACUGGGCAGGGUCUGUCUACACAUGAAGGCACCCUGACUGCGUGCGCGGUGUGCUUUCUCUUUUCAGCGCUGAGAAGCCGCUGCGCUGAUCGGAGGAUUUAAAGUGAGCUUAAGUUGGACUCGGUGUGACAUUUGUGGAUCCCGUGGGCGUUGCUGCACUAACAGUGGCUGUGUUGCUCAACUUUGAGAAGUAUGUGAAUUUGUUGCGACGACUGAGACGGAAUGCGCGGAUUUGGUGGCUUUUCCUCCUGUGUUUUCUCUUCGGAUAUCGUCGUGACUUCGGUUCGCCUGCAGCCCCCAUUCGCGUGUUUUGUAAGCGUGCAAUCAACGGCAGUCAUGCAGCAUGAUGUGGAGCUGCACCUCUGCUCCUAACAGACUGUUUACCUGUGUGGAAGGAGCAGAGUUGCACGUCGUGCCUUUGCAGAGGCUCCAUGGGUAACCGCCGUGCGUAACGCUGGCUCUCCAUGGAGGACUGGUGGAGAAGCCACUCAUCGAAAUCCCCACUUUAAAAAGACACUUGAAGAAAGAUGAAUCAAGACCAGGACGGGAUCUCUUUAGCGGUACCUUCCUUUGGUGCUUGCCCCGGCAGAGAGAACCUCAGCGGGGAAAAUACAAGCGUCAACAGCAGUGGUGGUGGUGGUGUUGGUGGUGCCUGUGGAAUCCCCGCAGCCGGGACUUUUUGGCAUGAUUCGGGGGCUGGAGGUGGGGGACUUAGCCCGAUCUCCGGGAGCUGCCCCUUGGACACCGGAGGUUUGCUGUCCACCGGAAAGUCUUGCAAAAGCAGGCCGGUGACAGUGGCCUAUGUGGUGAACGGAGAGGCCAGCCAACAGAAUAAUCAUGAGAGCAUGGCCCUGCAGUGUCUGAAGGACGCUUGCGAUUCUGUGGGCAGCAAGCUAGAGACAGUGAACUUUGGUAAACUGGAUUUCGGGGAGACCGCCGUGCUGGACAGGUUCUACAACGCAGACAUAGCUGUGGUGGAGAUGACAGAUGCCUUCCGCCAGCCUUCGCUCUUCUACCACCUGGGAGUGAGAGAAAGCUUCAGCAUGGCCAACAACAUCAUCUUGUACUGCGACACUAACUCUGAUGCUCUCCAGUCUCUGCAGGAGAUAAUUUGCCAGAAGAACACUACAUGCUCAGCUAACUACACCUUCAUCCCGUACAUGGUGACACCUCAGAAUAAGGUGUACUGCUGUGAGGGCAGCCUGAUGAAGGGCCUGACCGAGCUGAUGCAGCCCAGCUUCGAGAUGCUGCUGGGUCCCAUCUGCAUGCCUCUGCUGGACCGCUUCAUCCAGCUCCUCAAAGUGUCGCAAGCCAACUCCCACCAGUAUUUCCGUGAGACGAUUCUGAAUGAGAUCCGUAAAGCCCGGGAGCUUUACACUGGCUUGGAGCUGGCUGCAGAGCUGAGCCGAAUCCAGCAGCGGCUGGACAACGUGGAGUGCCUUUCAGUUGAUGUCGUCAUCAAUUUGCUGCUUACGUACAGGGACAUCCAGGAUUAUGAGUCCAUCGUGAAGCUGGUAGAGACUCUGGAGAAGCUUCCGACCUUUGACCCCAUGGCUCAUCCACAUGUGAAGUUCCACUACGCGUUUGCUCUGAAUCGAAGGAACCUUCCGGGCGACAGGCAGAAAGCCCUGGACAUCAUGCUGCCCCUGGUGGAAGGCGAGGAGCAGGUAGCGAGUGACAUGUACUGCCUGGUGGGACGUAUCUAUAAGGACACGUUCCUGGAGUCAGACUUUACCGACACGCAGAGCAGAGACAACGGCGCACUCUGGUUUAAAAAGGGGUUUGAGUCAGAGCCAACACUACACUCUGGUAUCAACUAUGCUGUUCUUCUGCUGGCAGCUGGACACCAGUUUGACACGUCGUUCGAGCUCCGCAAAGUGGGAGUUAAGCUGAGUAGCCUGCUGGGUAAAAAAGGCAGCCUGGACAAGUUGCAGAGUUACUGGGAUGUGGGCUUCUUCCUGGGUGCCAGCAUCCUGGCCAGUGACAGCACCCUGGUCAUCCAGGCUUCUGAGAAACUCUUCAAGCUUAAAGCCCCUAUAUGGUAUUUGCGGUCAUUGGUGGAGACCAUCUUGAUCUUUCAGCACUUCAACAAGCCCAGCGUAGAGCAGCCCUCCUACAAACAGGAGCUGGUGGACUUUUGGAUGGACUUUCUGGUGGAGGCGACCAAAAAAGAUGUCUCCUCUGUUCGAUUUCCUGUGUUGAUUUUGGAGCCAACUAAAGUGUACCAGCCUUCAUAUUUGUCCAUAAACAAAGACGUGGAUGACAACACAGUGUCAAUCUGGCAUGUUGCUCCUGAUGACAAGAACAAGGGGAUCCAUGAGUGGAACUUCAGCGCCACAUCUGUACGAGGUGUCAGCAUCUCCAAGUUUGAUGAACGCAGUGCCUUUCUCUACGUCCUUCACAAUGCAGAAGACUUCCAGAUCUACUUCUGCACAGAGAUGCAUUGUAAAAGAUUUUGUGAUCUGGUCAACAGCAUAACAGAGGAAGCCUGGAAGUGUCCAGAGGAAGGAGAAUGUGACACUGAUACCUUAGAGUACGACUACGAGUAUGAUGAGCACGGAGAGAGAGUGGUUCUGGGUAAAGGCACAUUCGGAGUGGUGUACGCCGGUCGAGACCUCAGUAACCAGGUCCGACUGGCCAUCAAAGAAAUACCAGAGAGAGACAGCAGGUACUCUCAACCACUUCAUGAGGAGAUCGCCCUCCACAAGCACUUAAAGCACAAGAACAUUGUCCAGUACCUGGGCUCUAUCAGCGAGAACGGCUUCAUCAAGAUCUUCAUGGAGCAGGUGCCUGGAGGGAGUCUGUCUGCACUGCUGAGGUCCAAGUGGGGCCCACUGAAAAACAAUGAGCCCACCAUCGGCUUCUACACACGGCAGAUCCUGGAGGGGCUCAAAUACCUGCACGACAACCAGAUUGCACACAGAGACAUCAAGGGUGAUAAUGUACUCAUCAACACCUACAGUGGCGUCCUGAAAAUAUCAGAUUUUGGCACAUCCAAAAGGUUGGCUGGGAUCAACCCCUGCACUGAGACUUUCACAGGCACAUUGCAAUACAUGGCUCCUGAAAUUAUAGACAAAGGCCCACGGGGAUACGGCAAACCAGCAGACAUCUGGUCCCUUGGCUGCACCAUCAUAGAGAUGGCCACUGGGAAGCCACCUUUCUAUGAACUGGGAGAACCACAAGCCGCCAUGUUCAAGGUGGGUAUGUUUAAAAUCCAUCCAGAGAUCCCAGAGUCCAUGUCACCAGAGGCCAAAGCCUUUAUCCUUCGCUGCUUUGAACCCGACCCGGACCGACGUGCCACCGCGCUCGACCUGCUCACCGAUGAAUUCCUCACCGUCACCAGCCGAAAAAAGAAGAGCAAGGGCAGCUUCACAGCUCUGACACCAGGAUCAGAGUAUCUCCGCAGUAUCUCGCUGCCAGUGCCCGUUGUAGUGGAAGACACCAGCAGCAGCAGCGAGUAUGGCUCCGUCUCCCCUGACAACGACCUCAACACCAACCCCUUCAUCUUCAAGCCAAGCAUCAAGUGCUACAGUGAAAAGGAUGUCAAGGGCCAGAGGUCCCUCUUUCUCAGCAUUCCAGUGGAGAACUUUGAGGACCACAGUGCCCCUCCAUCACCUGAUGAGAAGGAUUCGGGCUUCUUUAUGCUUCGGAAAGACAGCGAGAGGCGAGCUACCUUGCACCGUAUCCUGACUGAAGAUCAGGACAAGGUGGUGGCCAACCUGAUGGAAGCCCUGGCACAGGGCUCAGAGGAAAUGAAGCUAAAACCUCAGCACAUCUCCACCCUUGUGGUGAGUCUUGCUGACUUUGUUCGGAUGGCAGACAGGAAAAUCAUCGCCAACACCCUGUCUCAGCUCAAGCUGGAGCUAGACUUUGACAGCACUGCCAUCAGUCAACUGCAGAUCAUGCUGUUCGGCUUCCAGGAUGCUGUGAACAAAGUGCUGCGAAACCACAACAUCAAGCCUCACUGGAUGUUCGCUUUGGACAACAUCAUCCGCAAGGCUGUGCAGACUGCCAUCACGAUCCUGGUGCCAGAACUGAGGCCUCACUUCAGUCUGGCCUCAGAAAGUGAUGCAGCCGAUCAGGAGGACAUCGAUGACGACGGUGAGCCGGACAGAACCUCCACGCACCAGAGCCGGGCACCUCCUGGCGCCGCUCACGAUGACACGGUGGCUACCUCGGGAGUCAGCACACUCAGCUCCACCGUCUCCCACGAAUCCCACAAUGCACAGCGCUCCGUGAGCAUGGAGCUGGGGAGGAUGAAGCUGGAGACCAACAGGUUGCUGGAACAGCUGCUGGAGAAGGAGAGGGAGUAUCAGUCCAUCCUGCAACAAGUGCUGGAUGAGAGAGAGCAAGAGAUCAGACUACUGAAGCUGCGAACUGAGCCUGAAGACACCCCCACAUCUUCGCAUGACUUGGAGGGACAGAGGAGCCAACCUGCAGAGAGACGUGAAGACCCAGAGCUGACCAGCUGGCUGACACGUUACGGUGCUGACCAGGAUGCCAUAGACAGGAUACUCAAUGAGGAGUAUACACUGAACGACAUCCUUCAUGAUGUCACAAGAGAUGAUCUGAAGAGUUUAAGACUGAGAGGUGGGGUCUUGUGUAAGCUAUGGAAGGCCAUCACAGACUACAGGCAGAAGCUAUUCUAAGGCCUUAAGUGGUGACAGCCACUCAGAGAAGCCAGGACUUUUUUUUGUCCCCAACAACUCCUCUUUACCUCAGCGUUUAUAAAAGCAAGAUCCUGGAGAAGAAGCUGUGUUGACCAUGUUCAAAGUGUGCAGCUUUCCACCCACACAAUAAUCUUCUGGAGUAUUUUAUAAUUUUGAAAACAAAGAGUUUGGAUAUUAGGUCAUUUUGAAAGUAAAAAUUAAUGAGAAGUGCCACUAGUUUUGUUAUACCUGAUGGACAGGGCACAGCUUUUGUUACAGGUGUGUUUAAAAUGACAACUGGUAGGAAAAUCUAUUAUUGAAAUCUUGAAAACUGUCAAAAAAACCAUUUUCUCCUGUCUUUACAAGAUGUGAUGUUUACAACUGACCGUUUUCUAAUACAGGCCUGAGAUACAAAAUACUACAUUCAUCUGUACUGAUAUUUUUAUCAUUGCUUAUCUUAUCACUACUUUAUUUAAAUGUGUUUUAAUUUAAUUGUUAUAGCAAUCUGAAGGAUGUCAUUCCAUGUCCUGCUUUUGUUUUUUCUUUUAUUUUGUUUUGUUUUGUUUUUUUCGAACUGAGACUUAUUUAAAUUGUCCAUGCUUUUUUUUUCCACAUUUCCUUUUAUAAUAUGAAUCUACAAUUUUAUUUUUAAGAAAUCUAUUAUGUAAAUAUAGUGUUAUAUAAUUCUAUGUGGAUGACAUUUAUGUACUUUGAAAAAGACAUCUCUAAACACAGUCAAAUCUCCAUGUAGAUUGGACCAAGUUUGCAAUGAGCACAUGUGAAAAAUUAAUUCUAUAUUAUUGUAUUUUCUAGUAUCACAAAUCAUAGAUCAUAUUCACUUAAUUGACAAAAUUGUGUUUAUCUUGCUUGUGUUGUGUCAGCAUCAUUCAGUCAAAUAUAUAAGUUGUAAUGAAAAAUCUGACAUGCAAACAAACUUCAUAUGGAAGAACCUUGAUGUCCUUUUUUAUUAAUAUUUUAAACCAUAAUGUCAGAAAUCGGGGGAGGAAUCGGUGAGCCUUGUGUCUGUUUUGUUUCAGAUCUGAUUCAAGAUUGUUGUGAUAUAUUGUUAAAAUAAAACUUUUCAUCUUGAAGCUGUGAA
Messenger RNA from Pelmatolapia mariae (spotted tilapia), 5767 nucleotides. It is a transcript of the gene map3k5, whose product is annotated as mitogen-activated protein kinase kinase kinase 5. Gene Ontology annotation, biological process: cellular response to stress; protein phosphorylation; MAPK cascade. NCBI's taxonomy places the organism in Eukaryota, Metazoa, Chordata, Actinopteri, Cichliformes, Cichlidae. Gene Ontology annotation, molecular function: ATP binding; MAP kinase kinase kinase activity. Bases 547 to 4668 code for a protein of 1373 amino acids. The transcript is spliced from 30 exons. The record is from RefSeq and is a predicted model, not a curated record.